UGACGACCCAUUCUUUUUUAAUGAUAAAAUUAGCCGUUGCGACUGUUUCUCUCGGCUCUCUCCGUCUCCAUUACCAUUGCAGAUCUUGAAGUUCUCUGCAAUUCUAUCAUAUUGAAGACUACGGUAAAGGUUCAGGAGUUGAUUUGUAUUUUCAUACUUGGCUUUUGGUAGCCCGUGAACAGAUAUAGAGGUUGAAGAAUUCCAAAUUUCAGAACAAAGUUUUGAAGGUAUUUUACUGAUAGUUAGUCUUGUGACAAAGGGUUCGACUCCAAACCAAUGGGAAAAGCGUCGAGGGACAAACGGGACAUCUACUAUAGGAAAGCCAAAGAGGAAGGAUGGCGUGCCCGAAGUGCCUUCAAAUUACUUCAGAUUGAUGAGGAAUUCAACAUAUUUGAAGGGGUAAAGCGUGUGGUAGAUUUAUGUGCGGCACCUGGAAGCUGGAGUCAGGUUUUGAGUCGAAAAGUUUAUCUCCCAGCAAAGCUGUCACCUGAUUCCAAAGAAAGUGAUCUACCACUUAUCGUGGCCAUUGAUUUGCAACCUAUGGCUCCUAUAGAAGGUAUUAUUCAAGUUCAAGGGGAUAUCACAAAUGCCAGGACAGCUGAAACGGUCAUCCGGCAUUUUGAUGGAGGCAAGGCUGAUCUCGUUGUGUGUGAUGGUGCACCUGAUGUAACUGGCUUACAUGACAUGGAUGAAUUUGUUCAGUCCCAACUCAUUUUGGCGGCGUUGACAAUAGUUACACACAUACUAAAAACUGGUGGAAAGUUUAUUGCAAAAAUAUUUCGAGGAAAAGAUACUAGUCUCCUUUACUGUCAGCUAAAAUUAUUUUUCACGGAGGUAACAUUUGCAAAACCGAAAAGCAGUCGUAAUUCAAGCAUAGAGGCAUUUGUGGUCUGUGAGAAUUACUCACCCCCUGAAGGCUUUAACCAAAAAGAUUUGCACCGCCUCCUGGAAAAAAUUGGAAGUCCUUCUGGUGCAGAUGAUCUAGACUGCAGCAGUGGGUGGCUAGAAGGGCCUAACAAGGUUUAUAUUCCAUUUCUGGCAUGUGGUGACUUCAACGGGUAUGACUCAGAUCGUUCAUAUCCACUUCCUAAAUCCGCAGAUGGAUCUUACCAGAGCUUAGAUCCAGUACAACCUCCCAUUGCACCUCCAUACAAGCGUGCUUUAGAAAUGAAAAAAGCUUCAAGUCAUGGACUUCAAGGUCUUGAAAAACUUUCCCUUGAUCCCUGAGCGUGGUGAUGAAGGCCAUUUCUUCAGUCCACACCAUUUCAAUAUAGUUAAACUUUUUGGAUGGUGAUCAUGGUUGCAUUUUUUAGACACUACUGUUGAGUAACCAUUAAUGUUUGGCUUGCUAUGUACUCUAGUAUAACUAAUACGAUGACCAGCGGAGGGUAAUGCUAAAGCAUUCGUGAUGUUAGAACAGCUUAAGAACGUCAUGUAUCUGAUAUCUCGAUUGUACUUGUUGAUACCGAUGUGUGGCUUGCAUAGAUCAGCAGAAAACGGCAGAUCUCAUUUGCAAGACUUAAAUGAAGAAACGAACGGUGCCUGUCUGAUACUCUAUAAUUCAUAGGUUAUA
Sesamum indicum (sesame) is the source of this 1573-nucleotide messenger RNA. Its product is annotated as S-adenosyl-L-methionine-dependent methyltransferases superfamily protein. Lineage: Eukaryota; Viridiplantae; Streptophyta; Magnoliopsida; Lamiales; Pedaliaceae. The record is from RefSeq and is a predicted model, not a curated record. Gene Ontology annotation, molecular function: tRNA methyltransferase activity. Gene Ontology annotation, biological process: cytoplasmic translation; tRNA methylation. Gene Ontology annotation, cellular component: cytoplasm.